Danio rerio (zebrafish) is the source of this 468-nucleotide messenger RNA. It is a transcript of the gene rpl14, whose product is annotated as ribosomal protein L14. The record is from RefSeq and is marked validated. Gene Ontology annotation, molecular function: RNA binding; structural constituent of ribosome. Gene Ontology annotation, cellular component: cytoplasm; ribosome. Lineage: Eukaryota; Metazoa; Chordata; Actinopteri; Cypriniformes; Danionidae. Gene Ontology annotation, biological process: translation.
CUUUUUCUACCCCGGUCUGCCAUCAUGGUGUUCAAGCGUUUCGUGGAGAUCGGCCGCGUGGCCUUCAUCGCUUUCGGUCCUCAUGAGGGGAAACUGGUGGCCAUCGUGGACGUGAUCGACCAGAACAGGGCUCUGGUAGACGGACCGUGCACUGGAGUGAAGCGUCAGGCGCUGCCCUUCAAGUGUCUGCAGCUCACAGAUUACGUCAUUAAAGUCCCUCACAGUGCCCGUCAGAAGUACGUGCGACGCGCCUGGGAAAAGGCUGAGAUCAGCAAGAAGUGGGAGGAGAGCAGCUGGGCCAAGAAGAUCGAGGCCAGGAAGAAGAGAGCUGCAAUGUCUGACUUUGAUCGCUACAAGGUGUCGAAGGCCAAGAAAAUGAGGAAUAAGAUCAUCAGACACGAGAUGAAGAAGCUCCAGAAAGCUGCGGCUCAGAAGAAAGCAUAAACUCUCAAUAAACCAGUUUAACUG